Messenger RNA from Didymosphaeria variabile, 399 nucleotides. RefSeq lists its product as uncharacterized. NCBI's taxonomy places the organism in Eukaryota, Fungi, Ascomycota, Dothideomycetes, Pleosporales, Didymosphaeriaceae. The transcript has 2 exons. The record is from RefSeq and is a predicted model, not a curated record. The coding region runs from base 1 to 399 and encodes 132 amino acids.
AUGUCCGGCUGGCACGAAGAAAGUGAGUCCACAGAGGCGAAGCGGAAGCGGAGGGAGAAGAAGGAGAAGCGGAGGGAGAAGAAGGAGAAGCGGAGGGAGAAGAAGGAGAAGCGGAGGGAGAAGAAGGAGAAGCGGAGGGAGAAGAAGGAGAAGCGGAGGGAGAAGAAGGAGAAGCGGAGGGAGAAGAAGGAGAAGCGGAGGGAGAAGAAGGAGAAGCGGAGGGAGAAGAAGGAGAAGCGGAGGAGGGAACGAGGAGAGCUGGAAGUCAGUGAUGUGUGGACGAUCAAAGAGGGGAGUGAGCUCGAGGGUAGUGCGGGCGGGAGCGGAGAGGAGAAUAAGGGGCAUAAAGUGCGGAAAGUGCAUAACCCUUAUUUUAGAAAGAGGGAGGGAUGGCAGUAA